Molecule: messenger RNA, 2879 nt
Organism: Brassica rapa (field mustard)
Lineage: Eukaryota; Viridiplantae; Streptophyta; Magnoliopsida; Brassicales; Brassicaceae
Product: formin-like protein 3
Biological process (GO): actin cytoskeleton organization; actin nucleation
Molecular function (GO): actin filament binding
Source: RefSeq, a predicted model, not a curated record
UGCUUUCCGUGAGAUGAGAAACGGAGGUUAAUGGGGAGAUUGAGAACAGCUUUUCUUGCCGUCUCUCUCGUUUUUCUUGUUUGCGUUUCCGAGGAGAUUAUCUCUCGACGCGGCGCCAACCGCGGCGAGGCUCACGGUGGCGAUGAUGUGGCAGAACAAACAUGGAUACAUUGUAGAAAAGAAUUGAAAGAUAAGAACAGAGAUUGCCUUAUCUAUAUCCCUCCUCGUGUAGCAGCAGCUAAUGAUACGUACCAGAAACUAUCCGUCUUAACCGGUUGGUUCAGCAACUGGUUUGGACCUCUCCUUGAUUCUACUACAAGCUAUCCAACAAGAAAGCUGAUCGGUAAGCAAAAGAGAAAGAAAAAGAAAAAGAGAAAGAAGUUUAGAGUAUCUGCUCCAAACUUUGCACUUGGUCCUGCACCAGGUUUUGCUCCAGGUCCUUCUCCCCGUUUCGCUCCAGGUCCUGCUCCAACAACUCCUCAGAGUUAUGACCUUGUUGCACCUUCAAGCUCUCCUUCAUAUUCGCCAGCUGAGGCGCCGGAUGAAUCAAGCUUUGGUGGUCCGACUAAGAAGAGAGCAAAGAGUAUUGUUGCUCCUAGUCAAAGUGUUCCAGGUCCUCCUCCUCCUCCACCACCGGAGAAGAAGAAUGAUAUCUUGAUGGAUCUUAUCAUCGCUGUUGCUUCAACCGCUGUGUUAACGUUUUUUCUAGUUGCAUUGCUCUUCUUAUGUUGCUUCAGACGCAACAACCGCAAAAAUGCGGUUGGUCCUAGAAAUGGACCAAGAGAUGAAGGACCACUUCUACAUUUAUCUGAUUUAUCAGCUGGAUCUAAUGAGAACUCUCCAAAGGUUGCAGCCACGAGUAGGAGAUUCUUCACUGCUACUUCUAAGAAGAGAUCGUUUCUGUCUAGAGUAUCUCUAAAGAGAAACCAUCAUGACUUCCCACCAGCUGAAGCGUCGUCAUCCUCUGGACUUCCUCUUCCUCCUGGAAGAUCAUCAGGAGCUCCUCCUCUUCCUCCUGUGGCUCCACCACCUCCACAGGCUCCACCACCACCUCCUCCUAAAUCUAAACCUCCUCCUCCUGCUCCUCCAAAACUUGUGCGUCCUCCACCUGCACCACCAAAACGUCAAGGACGUAGCUCCUCUGGAGAUGGUUCUGACGUUGAUUCGGAGACCGGAGCUCCGAAAACGAAACUAAAACCGUUUUUCUGGGAUAAAAUGGCUAACCCUGAUCAGAAAAUGGUUUGGCAUGAGAUCAGCGCCGGUUCAUUCCAGUUCAACGAACAGGAGAUGGAGUCUCUUUUCGGUUACAAUGAUGUGAACAAAAACAAGAAUGGUCAAAGAGGAGAAUCAUCUAGAGACUCUCCUGUUCAAUAUAUACAAAUCAUUGAUCCAAGGAAAGCACAAAACUUAUCUAUUCUUCUCCGAGCUUUGAAUGUAACAAUAGAAGAAGUCGUUGAUGCCAUCAAAGAAGGUAACGAGCUCCCAGUGGAGCUUCUCCAAACAUUGUUGAAGAUGGCUCCAACUUCAGAGGAAGAACUCAAACUUAGACUAUACUCGGGAGAUCUUCAUCUACUUGGCCCUGCGGAGCGAUUCUUGAAAAUUCUUGUUGAUAUACCUUUUGCGUUUAAACGUAUAGAGUCGCUUAUAUUCAUGAUAUCGCUUCAAGAAGAAGUCUCUGGCAUCAAAGAAUCACUCGCAACUCUCGAAGUGGCUUGCAAGAAACUUAAAAACAGUAGACUGUUCAUAAAACUACUAGAAGCAGUUCUCAAGACAGGAAACAGAAUGAAUGUCGGAACUUUCCGCGGUGACGCGCAAGCUUUCAAACUCGACACGCUCUUGAAACUCUCUGACGUCAAAGGAACUGAUGGCAAAACUACACUAUUACACUUUGUUGUCCUUGAGAUCAUUCGUUCUGAAGGCGUUCGUGCUCUUCGCCUCCAGAGAUCAAGCAAAAGCUUCUCCAGCGUUAAAACAGACGAUACCAACACAGACACAAGUCCACAGUCUGUUGAACGUUACCGAAGCACUGGACUUCAAGUUGUUUCGGGACUAACCACAGAGCUUGAAGAUGUCAAGAGAGCAGCAAUAAUAGACGCUGAUGGAUUAGCUUCAACACUGAUGAACCUAAGUGGCUCGUUGACCAAUGCGAGGGAGUUUCUGAAGACGAUGGACGAAGAGAGCGAUUUCGAGAAAGCUUUAACUGGGUUCAUAGAACGUGCAGAUGGUGAUAUCAAGUGGUUGAAGGAAGAAGAAGAGAGGAUCAUGGUGUUGGUGAAAAGCUCUGCUGAUUACUUCCAUGGCAAAUCUGCCAAGAACGAAGGGUUGCGUUUGUUUGCUAUAGUGCGUGACUUCUUGAUAAUGUUGGAGAAAGUUUGCAGAGAAGUUAAAGAAACAACGAUGAUGACAUCCAGCAAAAAUCAUUCGAGUAAGAAGGAAACAAAGAUGAUUCCGGAAAGUAAUCAACCGGAUAACAUUCGACGGCAUUUGUUUCCGGCCAUUGCUGAACGGAGAGCUGACAGUUCGGAUGAUUCAGACAGUGACUAGGAUGGAAUAAGCAAAGCAGUUCGUUAUGUUAGUUUUUGUAUUAUGUUGUAUCAUUUCAGUUUCAAGUAAAACACAAACAAAAAAAAGUAACUUACAAUUUGUAUUUAUGUAUAAUUCUGUUUUUGUUUGUGCCCAGCUUUAUAAAAAUAGAUAGAUAGAUGGUAGGAACAAGAACACGAGAGCUUUUGUUACUAAAAGAAGAGAUACAACCUAGUCAAAUGAUUCUCCUCUAUGAAAAUUAUGUGAGCCUAAUCUAACAAGAAUAACAAUGGUAUCCUAACCCAAAGUUAUUGUUAAAUUCUAAAAAUCACAUAUAUGGUAAAAAAGCUAUACAU